Punctularia strigosozonata HHB-11173 SS5 is the source of this 2133-nucleotide messenger RNA. RefSeq lists its product as uncharacterized. Lineage: Eukaryota; Fungi; Basidiomycota; Agaricomycetes; Corticiales; Punctulariaceae. The record is from RefSeq and is a predicted model, not a curated record. Bases 1 to 1959 code for a protein of 652 amino acids. The transcript has 7 exons.
AUGUUCUCUCGUUCUUCCCUGCUCGUUGCCUUUGCUGCGCUCGCCGCCGUCGCGUCCGCGACCAAGAGCCAGUGCAACACCGGCUCGAUCCAGUGGUCCAGAAGUUUGCAACCAGAAACUGACGUCGCGAGACGGUCCGAGGGUCCUCGCAUGCGACGACAGAGUUACAGAGGGCGGAUCAAAUUCUCACGAUGGUAUGCUGCCUCGCGUGCUCAGACGGCGUCGCACAAUCGCAAUAGUCACCCGGUGGCCAAGGCAGAUGUCGACAACGCCCACGCCGCAGUCGUCGGUGAUGCGCAGCUUCAAGCACAUGCUUCCGAACGGAGCGGCCAGGGCCUAUAUAACGAUCGGCGCCUACGCGAGCUCGCCUGCCCUACCCUCCUCGCCUCCAUGAUCAUAACCGAAAGCGCCGCCGACGCAAAAAACCAGCCAACGCGAGUUGGCGACCCAGAGGCCCAGCGCACCAGCGAAAGCCGACUGCUCGCCGAGGGCCCGCCACCGGCGUACGGCGCAGGACCGAGCAGCAAUAUACUCUACAAACCUUAUCCACCAGGUGCUCUCGAGGAACACGCAGAGCGUACGGCGACUCGCGCAGCUCGACGACGAUUCCUAGGCGCUUUUGCUGUAGCGGUUCUCAUCUGGGUCUUGGUCGGUAUGCUGACCGGCAGUAUCGCCGAUCUCGGUAGAUGGGGGCGCAACCACAACAACCGUGCCGUCGCGCAGGACGUGGAGACCGGCAUGGGUUGGCCGUCGGCGGAGGAUGGCCACAUCGAGCGAUGCGUGCACGGCGAUCAAUGGUCCGAGGCACAUCCCUACCCCGACGAUCAUGAACGCUACAUCCGUACCACGUCCUUCAAGCUACCUGUCGACGCGGAGCAUCUCUUCUUCAUCUCAACAGGGGCUCUGAGCUACGGCAAGCUCGACAUAGUUCAAGGCGAGCACGAAGGAAACGACAUCGAGGUCGAGGUCUCCGUCGUCUACUGGCUAGAACGUAUCCUGAAAAAGGCGAGCGUAUGCCGCCUCAGUCGCGAGGACGACCAGCACGGUGUCGGAAUUUUCACUCCGAGGUACUGGAAGCACCAAACAAAUAAGGAGAGCCUAGAUUUCCGCCUCGUUGCCAAGCUCCCGCGUCCCAGACGUUCGCCCGGCCACAUCAAGAAAUUCACGACCAGUUUGCACAAUUUUGCCACCCACGUCGGCAGCUUCCUGGGAGUGUAUCACUUCGACUCGAUUACUCUCCGCAGCACGAACCGGCCCGCGGUCAUCGAGGCAAGACAACGUUUGGUCUGCUUGUUCCCGAUCAUGCUAACCAUGACGCAGAGUUUGGGCGGCGAACGCAUCAAUAUCAUCACGACCAACAGCGCCGUUGAGGUAUCCGACAUUGUUCAAUCUCCGGCCACCGAGAUCCACACCACGAAUGGUCCUAUCACCGGCGUCUACAACUCGUCAACGUCGCUCUCCUUGACGACCAGCAAUGCGCGCAUCAAGGCCGACGUCCAUCUGUACAAUUACGGCAAAACAGAGUCGACUUUGAGUGUCGCGACCACGAACAGCCCUCUCGAAGCCAACAUCAGCUUCUAUAACGCGACUUCGAAACCGUCCCACUUCAAAGCGUUCACCACGACGUCCAACGCGGCCCUCAAUGUCCACUUCCCCACUCUCGCCAUCGACUCGGUGCUCAACUACAUCGCGCACACCACGAACUCGCCCGCGUCGGUAUACCUCCACCCGGCCUUUGAAGGAUCGUUCCACGGCCGCACGAGCGUCAUGCCCGCGCGACUCGAGAUCCCCGACUUCAAGAACGACCCCGCCGGUCGCGGGCGCACGCGGCAGGUGCAGAACCUGCAGCAGCGCUCGCGCGAGUUCUCCGGUCAGACCUGGUGGGGACCGAGCCACCCCAAGGAGUUGGGUUCGGUCUCGGUCUCCACGACCAACUCGCCUGUUUAUCUCCGGCUUUGAGGUCUUUGUUCAGCAUGCAUGUAACAUCAGCUCUUUUCUCUUACCCUUCGGUGCCUUCGGGGCGACAAAACACAAACUGUCUUUCUGUUGCAAUUUUCACGCUUUAUCUGUACUCUGACCGAGGUUAGGCAGCAAUUCAUUUGCGAGUGCACGAAUGCGUGCGCUUGAGACCAC